AUGGGCAAGGGUCGUCGUAUGAAGAAGCAGGGCCCUCCGGCCCCGCUGGAUGAGUCGAAGAUUUCUAUGCUUAAGAAGCGCAAGGCAGGCGAGCCCGAAUCCACGACCGAGUCUGGCAAGAAGCGGAGAAGAAAUGAGGUGGAAGAGGAGAAGCCGGCGAAGAAAAAGAAUACCCAGAAGAAGGUUGACAAGGUGGUCAACGGAAAGGGGGUUAAAAGUACCGAUGCGACCGACGGAAAGAAUAUGAAGAAACCGGCGCCGAAGAAGAUGGAUUUUAUGGAGUCGGAUGACGAAGAUAUGUCGGACAUCGAGGACGAGAUGGCCGAAGAUGAAUUCGAUGACCUAGACGGUGUCAGUGAUGGAUCAGUGGGCGGCCAGAACGAUGAGGACAACUCAGUCAUGGACUCCGAUGAAGAGGAUCACCCACAACAGACAAUGUUUUCUGACGACGAGGACCUUUCUGAUGCGGAAGAGAAGCUGACGGCGGCUAACAUCGAGGGAUUGUCUCGAAAGCUGGAUGAGGAAAAGCAAGCCGAAGCAGAGGAGGCGGAGAGAGAAUUGCAAGAAGCAGCUAUGCAGACCAACAUUGCUGGUGACCAGGUGGAUGUCUUUGGAGACGCCGAAGCUACUGCUGGCCAUGGUUUGGCUCCGGAUCUGCAACUGCUCCGCACAAGAAUCACGGAUACCAUUCGAAUCCUGGGUGAUCUGAAAACAUUGGGCCGGCCGGGCAAGUCGCGUGCCGACUACCUCCAGCUACUCCUAGCCGAUAUUUCUACCUACUACGGAUACACCCCUUUCCUAGCCGAGAAGCUUUUCAAUCUCUUUACUCCCAUGGAAGCGUUCGCCUUCUUCGAAGCCAACGAAACCCCUCGUCCUGUUGUCAUCCGUACCAACACAUUGCGCACAAACCGUCGGUCUCUGGCUCAGGCACUGAUCAAUCGUGGUGUCGUUCUGGAACCUGUUGGUAAGUGGUCCAAGGUCGGCCUUCAAGUGUUCGAGUCGGCCGUACCAUUGGGUGCUACACCCGAGUACCUAGCAGGUCACUAUAUCCUGCAGGCCGCAUCUUCAUUCCUCCCCGUUAUGGCACUGGCCCCGCAACCCAACGAGCGAAUCCUCGAUAUGGCUUCUGCCCCCGGUGGAAAAACCACAUACAUUUCAGCGUUGAUGCGCAAUACUGGCUGUAUAAUUGCAAACGAUGCCAGCAAGCCUCGUGCCAAGGGUCUAAUCGGUAACAUCCACCGCCUUGGAUGCAAGAAUACCAUUGUCACACACCUCGAUGCCCGCGAUGCAUUCCCCAAGGCAAUCGGAGGCUUCGACCGUGUUUUACUAGAUGCACCUUGCACCGGUACCGGUGUCAUCUCCAAGGACCCUAGUGUGAAGACCUCGAAGAACGAACGUGACUUCCUUGCUAUUCCGCACAUGCAACGCCAGCUCCUCCUAGCUGCCAUUGACUCGGUCGACCAUUCCUCCAAAACAGGCGGCUAUCUCGUCUACUCCACCUGUAGCGUCACUGUUGAGGAAAACGAAGCCGUCGUGCAGUACGUUUUACGCAAGCGUCCCAAUGUCAAGAUCGUCGACACUGGUCUCGGUAGUUUCGGCAGUCCUGGUUUCUCAAAAUACAUGGGCAAGCACUUUGACUCUAAGAUGCCCCUGACUCGUCGUUACUUUCCUCAUCGUGAGAACGUGGACGGCUUCUUCGUCUGCAAAUUGAAGAAGACUGGUCCCAGCCCUGCGGAGAAUCCCGCCGCCAAUGGUGGUGCUUCCACCGAAUCGAAGCCCUCCGGCGCACUUUCCGCCACAUCAGAUGAGGAGAUUGUCGACAAAACCCCGAUUGCCGAUGAAGACGACACAGUCGUGGAUGCGGAGGGUGGCGCCUUCGGACCAUUCGAAGAAGACGAGGACGAAGGCCGAAUUGCACGGGCGGAACGGAACCGUCUUCGUCGCAAGGGUCUUAAUCCCAAGGCUGUAUUGAAUAAGCCAAAGAAAUCUAAGACCGAGCCAACAGAUGAAGAGUCCACGACUACAGCCCCAUCCCCGAAGCAAGACCAGAACAAGAAAGCCAAGAGGACCGACGAGCCAUCCAUAGAGAAAGAAGAGCAGAACUCUACUGAAAAGGCGGCGAAUAAAUCUUCGGACAAGAAGUUGGCUAAGCCACAGGAAUCAACUAAAAAGAAUAAGAAGGAAAGCCAUAGUCCUGGAAAGGGCAAAAAACCGACCAAAUAG
Molecule: messenger RNA, 2223 nt
Organism: Aspergillus tanneri
Lineage: Eukaryota; Fungi; Ascomycota; Eurotiomycetes; Eurotiales; Aspergillaceae
Gene: NOP2
Product: rRNA (cytosine-C5-)-methyltransferase NOP2
Exons: 1
Coding region: 1-2223 (740 amino acids)
Biological process (GO): rRNA base methylation; maturation of LSU-rRNA
Cellular component (GO): nucleolus
Molecular function (GO): rRNA (cytosine-C5-)-methyltransferase activity; RNA binding
Source: RefSeq, a predicted model, not a curated record